Messenger RNA from Ictalurus furcatus (blue catfish), 1542 nucleotides. Its product is annotated as XK-related protein 4-like. NCBI's taxonomy places the organism in Eukaryota, Metazoa, Chordata, Actinopteri, Siluriformes, Ictaluridae. The coding region runs from base 1 to 1542 and encodes 513 amino acids. Gene Ontology annotation, biological process: apoptotic process involved in development; phosphatidylserine exposure on apoptotic cell surface; engulfment of apoptotic cell. The record is from RefSeq and is a predicted model, not a curated record. The transcript is spliced from 6 exons. Gene Ontology annotation, cellular component: plasma membrane.
AUGGCGCUGGACGGCCUCCCAUCAGCCACCGACUCUCUGGGGCCGUGUGGAGGUAGUCUAGCUCACUCACGUCGGCUAGCUAAUGUCCUGUACGAGACCUCAUCGGCUGUUGCGUUUAAGAACCGAACAGAGCUGGGGCUUGACGUUCUCGCUUCAGCUCGGCCGUCUGCUCUCGCCAGCUCUUCCUCGGGAGGCGCCGCAGAUCGUAAAGCUGUCGGAGCAGAGCGAAAGACAGAAAGUCACGCGGCUCCGAUCUCUCCAGCUCUAAAAGCAAAGCCGUGUUGCUUCCAGAGCCAGCGCCGCUUUCGGCAUGAUGCAACCUGUGAUAACAACGCAAAUGGAGCUCUCUCUCUGAGGACUGUUUUCUGCCGUCUGAUUGGCAGGUAUUUCCGCACCAUCUACCUGGGCAUCCGGAGCAGGCGCAGUGGCGAGAACGACCGCUGGAGGUUCUACUGGAGGAUGGUGUACGAGUACGCUGACGUCAGCAUGCUCCACCUGCUCGCCACCUUCCUGGAGAGCGCGCCUCAGCUCGUCCUGCAGCUCUGCAUCAUCAUCCAGACUCACAAGCUUCUGGCCGUGCAAGGAAUGACUGCCGCUGCCUCUCUGGUGUCCUUGGCUUGGGCUCUGGCAUCCUACCAGAAGGCUUUACGGGAUUCACGUGACGACAAGAAGCCCGUCAGCUACCUGGCCGUCAUCAUUCAAUUCUGCUGGCACUUCUUCACCAUCGCGGCACGCGUCGUGACCUUUGCCCUGUUCGCCUCCGUGUUCCAGCUCUACUUCGGAAUUUUCAUCGUGCUACAUUGGUGCAUCAUGACCUUCUGGAUCGUGCACUGCGAGACCGAGUUCUGCGUCACCAAGUGGGAGGAGAUUGUCUUUGACAUGGUGGUGGGGAUCAUCUACAUCUUCAGCUGGUUCAACGUAAAGGAGGGCCGCACGCGCUGCCGCCUCUUCAUCUACUACUUGGUCAUCUUGUUGGAAAACGCAGCGCUCAGCGCGCUCUGGUAUCUGUACCGCUCACCGCUGGGCACCGACGCCUUCGCUGUUCCUGCCCUGUGCGUCAUCUUUUCCAGCUUCUUCACAGGAAUCGUCUUCAUGCUCAUGUACUACGCUUUCUUCCAUCCUAACGGGCCGCGAUUUGGACGCUCGGCCAGCCUGAGCCAGCUGGACGAUACCAACGUCACUACCGGCUUCGCCAUGCCAACCGAAGGUGCCACCAAUUCCCUUCGCUCCAACAGGGGUGGCACGCUGGCAAGGGACGCUGAUCGCGAUGCUAAGUACACCGAGCGAGACGGAUGCGCCCCUGUUUUUCAAGUUCGUCCCACAGCUCCGUCCACGCCAUCCUCUCGCACCCAUCGCGUGGACGAAACCGUGAUCAGAAUAGACGUAUGCAGGAACCGAUACCCAGCCUGGGAAAGGCACGUGCUGGACCGCGGCAUACGCAGAGCCAUCUUGGCUAUCGCUAACUCGCCCACGCCACCUCGACUGCAGUACAAGGACGACAUGCUCGUCCAGGAGCGGCUGGAGUACGAGACCACGUUGUAG